CAAUACAUAGUCAGUGUGAGAGUGGUGCUCUCGCAGUGGAGAGGUACCUUUGGGAUUUUAAGAGGGAUUUGGCUGCUGCCUUACUUGCUUCUUUUAAAACACAAGAGCGAUGUGAACUGUGUCCGUUUUCGUAAAUGGUGUCGAACUUCAUCCACCCCUCUGUUUUGCACUGCAUAAUUUAUGGACUCGCAUUUCUCUCUUAAAAGCCUGGUGGUGCCUGCUGUUUUUAUACCCAAAAAUGGGGAAUGGAUUAUCGGAACAGAAUCCUAUUUUGUCAAGCCUACCAUCUUUUCAGUCUCUGCAUAUUGUUAUUCUGGGUUUGGACUGCGCAGGAAAAACUACAGUUUUGUAUCGAUUGCAGUUCAACGAGUUCGUUAACACGGUCCCGACAAAAGGAUUUAAUACAGAGAAAAUCAAAGUAACGCUGGGGGGAUCACGUACGGUAACUUUUCACUUCUGGGAUGUUGGUGGCCAAGAGAAACUGAGGCCUCUUUGGAAGUCUUAUACAAGGUGCACUGAUGGCAUUAUAUUUGUGGUAGACUCUGUGGAUGUGGAAAGGAUGGAAGAGGCAAAAACUGAACUACACAAGAUAACAAAGAUUUCGGAAAACCAAGGAGUACCUGUUUUAGUGAUAGCCAACAAGCAGGAUUUGAGGAACUCUCUUUCUCUGGCAGAGGUUGAAAAAAUGUUGGCACUACACGAACUUGGCUCUGCCACUCCUUGGCAUCUACAACCUACCUGUGCAAUCAUAGGUGAUGGACUUGGGGAAGGCUUGGAAAAAUUAUAUGAAAUGAUAAUUAAGCGACGAAAGAUGAUAAAACAGCAAAAAAGGAAAAGAUGAUUUCAGAAGGAAAAUCAAAUUGACUUAUUAUUGCAGCGUCGUGAGCUGUUUUUCUAGUGUUACUGUUUGCUACAGAAGAUCUGGGAUCUGAUCUGUUAUUGCUGGUCAGGUGACUAAAGUCCCAAUGAAUUAUUGGUAAAGAGAAGUUUUAUCAUAUGCUCUCAUAGGGUUGCAUUCGAUGCAUGAAAACAACCGUUUUGUCUCUGUUCAAAGUGGCUUGUUUCUGACCAUUCUAGGGAUUUUAAAUGCAAUUAAAAUGUGUUGGGGAUAUUAGAAGUGUGUCCCUUCUGCUGCUGGAGGUUAUCGGGAGUAAUGAUCACCCAAGUGGGUGUGUGGCAGCUGCAUUUAACUCCAGAACUGUUGAGCACUACCAUGCAAUUGUUUUGCUUUGUGUGUGUGUGUGGGUU
Messenger RNA from Polypterus senegalus (gray bichir), 1248 nucleotides. RefSeq names its product ADP-ribosylation factor-like 4aa (gene arl4aa). The transcript has 2 exons. Bases 239 to 841 code for a protein of 200 amino acids. Gene Ontology annotation, cellular component: cytoplasm. NCBI's taxonomy places the organism in Eukaryota, Metazoa, Chordata, Cladistia, Polypteriformes, Polypteridae. Gene Ontology annotation, molecular function: GTP binding; GTPase activity. Gene Ontology annotation, biological process: vesicle-mediated transport; intracellular protein transport. The record is from RefSeq and is a predicted model, not a curated record.